Molecule: messenger RNA, 4338 nt
Organism: Closterium sp. Naga37s-1
Lineage: Eukaryota; Viridiplantae; Streptophyta; Zygnematophyceae; Desmidiales; Closteriaceae
Source: the annotation of a GenBank genome assembly
AUGUCGCGACCGUCGUCCGCGAUGUCGAACAGGUCGCACGGAUCGUCGCAAGGAUCGCCGCACGGAUCGUCGUACGGGUCGUCGCACGGAUCGUCGCAUGGCCUGUCGCAGGGGCCGCCGUGCGACCCGCCGCAAUGGAUUCGCGGACAUCAGCUUGGCGGCGAUCCGCGCAGCAAAACUCACCUCGCCCUUCACGCCGAAUCCGGUCAAAUCUUCGUCGCGAAAUCCGUCUCGUCGCGCGCUCUCCCGCGCGACAUGCGACAGCUCGACAACGAGCAGGCGAUCCUCGAGGAGCUUCGUGGCUCGCCACGUGUCGUGCGGCUAUUGGGCGCGGACUGGGAAGACGACGCUGCCGUUCCAGGAGCUAGGGUUAGAAACCUAUUUAUGGAGUACGUUUCGGGCGGCAGCAUUGCGGACUUAAUGUCCUCGUUCGGCGGGAGAUUACCGGAGGCCCUGGUGCGGAGAUACGCGCGGGGGAUCUGCGAGGGGCUGCGCGAUCUGCACGCGCGCGGAAUCGUCCACUGCGACAUCCGCGCCGCCAACGUGCUCCUGAACGGGGACAAAGGCGAGGCGAAGCUCUGCAGCUUCGGCUCCGCAAUCCGCGCCGCCGCCGCCCCCGCCGCGGACGGCUCCGCCGCGGAAGCCGCCGGCGCGCGGAAGCCGCCGCCGGCGCGGUUCCAAGGUGCGGGGGCGUACAGCUGGAUGGCGCCGGAGGUGGUCCGUCAGGAGGCGCAGGGCUGCGCCGCUGAUAUCUGGUCGUUUGCGUGUACGGUUCUCGAGAUGAUCACCGGCGAGCCGCCCUGGACCGAGCAGCUCGAAGCGGCGGGCUUCGCGGCGGCGCCUGGGAGCGCGGCGGGCGGCGGCGGUGGUGCGCGGGCGUGUGAUCGAGACGCGGUGUUGCACAUGAUAGGGAGCACGUUCGAGGUGCCACAUAUCCCGGCGGAAGUGUCGCCAGAGUGUCGGAGUUUGUUGCGACGGUGCUUAGAACGCGACCCGGCGAACCGUCCGAGUGCUAUGCUGCUCCUAGACCACGCGUUUCUGCUGCCCACGCCGUGCCCGCCGCUCUUCCGCCUCUUAGGUGGUGGCAGUUUCGGUAAUAACGAUGCUGCUAAUAGUGCAAAUAGUAUGCCUGGGUACAGUACGGAGAAUAUGAGUGGUUCUGUAUCAGGUGGAAUGGUAGCUGCUAAUGGAGUAGCUAAUAACGGGGCUUUUGGUGUACCAGCUGCUGGAGAGAGGCUUCGCACCCCGGACCGUUACAGAAUAGGGUUACCACGAUCCGCGUCAGCCGGUUCGGCAGAGGAGUCAGGUUCGGCAACAGGCAUGGCAGCAGGUAUGGUGGCAGGCAUGGGCCCGGGAGGGUUCAAUGCACCCCCCGCACUCACGCCACCUAGUUCGUCCAUGCAUUCAGGUGGUUACCCUAAGUCGCUCACAUCGCCAAACGCUGUUGCUGGGGGGACAGGGGGAGGGUUCACUUCGCCCGGGCCUGGGGGAGGGGGUCCAGGGGGAGGAGCGAUGGCGGGAGUAUCAGGGGGAGGAUUAGGGGGAGGGGGGAUGGGGGGAGCAGCAGGCGGGGGAGCCUCUUUGGACCGGCCCCCAACGCGCCGAACUCCUCUCCAACGGUCCCAGUCACAGCCGAAGCAGCUCAUAUCCACUCACGUUUCUCUGCCCGGCACUGGUAACCCUGUUUGUAACCCUAAUCCACCUUGUGUAAUCGCGAAUCUGGCCCAGAGUUCACCGAGCAGCAUUCCCCCGACUGGUAAGGCGUCCAGCAGAAAUGCAUCUCCCAUGACUAAGCCUCCUCCUCCUCCUGCUCCUUCUCCUGCUGGUUCCGGCAGCGCUGGUGCAAACCCUAAUUUGCCCAUGGUCGAUCUGGGGGCGAAUUCAAUGAACCCGGCCCUAGCUGCUGCUAUUCCCGGCCCGCCUGCUCUAACAGCUGACGCAGCAGGUAGUGCCGGAGGAGCCACAGGAACGGCGACAGGUGGCGGGAUGCCAUUGGGCCCCGUGCUGGUGCCGCCUCCAGGCAUCCGUAUGGGACCGUUGAUGCGGCAAAUAUCCAAGGGUCAGGAGGCGAUCAGAGCCGCGGCAGCCAUGGCUGCAGCAGGAGGAACAGCAGCAGCUACUGCAGCAGCAGGAGGAGGAGCGGGAACAGGGGGGGCGGAGACAGAGAGUGGAUUUCUCCCGCACCAGCAGGCACAGGCUCGGGCCACUCCUCCUCGCCCGGGCCUCCCCCGAAGCUCCAGCGGCGGUAGCUCCGGAAACUACAGUGUUUCUUUUGGGAACGGGUCAUCGUCUGUCUCAGGGAGUGCAGGUGGAGGGGCCCCUGGUGGUGCUGGUGCUGGUAGUGGUUACAUCAGCAGUGGCAGUGGUGGUGGCAGCAGUGGGUACAGCGCUGCCCUCCCUCCCUCUCCUGAAGGCGUCACUUCCCCCAACACCAUAUUCUCUGCUCCUUCCCCCCCUUCCAUGCCCCCCUGCCGUCCCCAUGCCCAUCGUCGCUCCCACAGUAUCUCACCCGAGCAUGGUCACCUAGGGUUCAGUGCUACUGCUGGGGCCACCCUUGGGAUUGCCUCUGGCGCUGGUGGCAGCAGCAGUGGUGGUGGGACUGGUGGUGGUGCUGGUGGUGCUGGUGGUAGAUUUGGGGCUUACCCUCCCCCAGGGCAGUCCAGUAUCUCAACAACUGCCGACUAUUGGUCCACUUUCACUGUCGGGAUUCGCGCCGCGAUUGCCGCUAAGAAGUAUGUGGCGCGAAAGGAGGACGUGCCGUUGAUUAAGUGUGGCGUGUGCGAGUUGCUCGCGAAGAACCUUCUGCGGCAAGUGCGGGAGAAGCGUCAGGCGGUCGCGCCUAAGAAGCUAUCAGAGCUGAAGAUCAUCGAGCUUGUGGAAUCCGCGUGUGACGUCAGCAAGGACGAGGGCGAUUGGAUCCAAUGGCUGGAUGUGCAGGAGAAAGGCGACAAGCUCGAGCUGAAGGAGUUUCCCUACCCUGGGGAUUGCCGCACUGAAUGCAAGACGAUCCAGAAGGCUUGUCAGGAGGUGGUGGGUUUCUCAGACACGGACGUGGCAGAGCUCCUCUACGCCGAGCCGGCCAUCCCAGAAGGUGUUUUCGCCAAGCAGCUGUGCCUCGAGAUGUCCCCUGCGUGCAUCACACAGCCGCCACCCGUUCCCAAGGGCCGCAAGCCAGGGGAGGCAUUCCGGCGCAAGAGCAGCACAGAGGUGGAGAGGGAGAGGAUGAUGCGAGACAUGGACUUGAAGUCCGAGAAGUACCGAGAAGAGAACCCACGCGCUCCCCGCAUGCCUAAAAUGAAGCUCUACUCACGUGACGACCUCUUAAAGAAGACGUCUGUGGGGGGUAUGGGGAUGGGCGAGGAUGAGGAGGAUGAGGAGGACGGGGAAGGGGAAGAAGAGGAUCCCGAGGAGAAGCUAAGGAACGAGUUGGGACCUGGGACGAAUGUUGAUAUGGAGGCGAUUCGGGCUGCUUUGAAGGCCGCGGACGAGAAGGAGAAGCAUCAGGAAGCAGCACUCAACUCCCCUCUUCGUCGAAUCUACAUCUCCUCGCAAGCCCUCAUUCAACGAGCCACUCACACCGGGACCAUGCUCAUCAAAAGAUUCCAAACCACUGCUGCUGGGAAGCACACAAGCAAGCUCAUUCGCCAGUACUCGUGUAACUCUCGGGCUUUCCCUUCGUGUUUAUCGUCCACAACCAUGGACUCGGCGAAAGUGGCUCUCUUGUCCUCCAAGGACAGCGACUGCACCGUCAACGGCUUGGAGGCUGGCGUUCGCCGCCUCGGCCUUCCUACCGGGUCCUUUUUGGGCGUGAACCGCAAGGGCGAUGACCUCCUGGAGAUUAACCUUCCGCGGAAUGGUUUCACAUCCCGUUGCCUCGUCCUCUACACCUUUUUUCUGAUCUACGUGGCAAUCUUUGCCGUGUUCUUCAUCGACCUUGAUGCGCUCACUCCUUCCAACGCAGAUUUCUGCUCCAUGUGUCCCCUGAUUGGCCUCGGGGCGCUGGUCCUUAUCGUGACCAUUGUCGUGGUUGUCAAGGCACUGACUCGCCGCCACCUCACCUUCACCCGCUCCGAGUUCACCAUGACGUCAUCCUUCCUUGGCCGCAAGUGCUGCUGCCGCAAGUCUUCAGUGAACGGCAAGGCAUCCGACAUCUCCAAUGUCAAGAUCGUGGUGUCUGGGGGCCAGUUUGCGGGAUUCAUGACAGCUUGCGAGGUCUCGGAGGGCGUGCGCAUGCACCGCUUUGGCAUGAACCUGAGCGUGAGCGAGAAGCAGUACCUGGUGCAGGAGAUUGGCGAUUUCCUCGCCUGCCCCUACUCCACUCAGGUGCAGCUGGCGUAA